GCAAGAUAGUGAUGUUGAACAGUUAUCAACCCAUUUAAGAACAUGAUUAGCAUCGAGGGUUAACAGGCUGGCAGCAGAUUCCUCCAUUCAAUUCAUUGGAAACAUCCAGAACUUCUUGUAUCAUUACAGGCAUAGCCAAUUUAACAAUCACUCUUAGUGGAUUCGAGUGUAUUCCAAUGGCCUCGACACAAUAUGAAAUUGAACUACGUCAACCUCCCGGUGUCGCGCGGGUACAGCAGGCUCAUAAUUUUCCAAGUAGUACGUCAUCACCUGCAGACGUAACCCAUAACGGAGACCCCCGAGGCCACCGCAAGACGCCCUCAGCGACUGGGCGACCCAACGAUGACGAAACGACCAUUGAUGCGCCACUGCUUUCGCGUCAAGCAAGAUCUCCAGGGGCCAUUGAAGGAGACAGUUGGGGUUACGAGAUCAAUCGGGAUGGCAAAUAUGAUCAGUCAAGCAGUCCAGCGGAGCAUACGCAAUGCGAUGGUGCAGGACGUGGAACGAGCUAUCGAGAAGACCAGCAAGCUACGAAGUCAACACUACCCGGCGUAAACAAGACCGCCAAAGUACCAAAACAAAUCACUCGAAGUAGCUGGACUCGUCACCUUAAUGGAUGGGUUGUUCAUAUACCUGCCAUAGUGACGACUGUUGCUAUCCUAUGUGUCGGCUCUAUAGGGUUCUAUUGGUAUCCAGAGGAGGGGCCUCUCGUAAUGGGUUAUCGUGUAGAUGCCGAUACCAUCAGCAACGUUCUCCAACUUGCGGCCAAGCUACACGAGCUCCUCAUUGUGGCAUCGCUGUCUUCCAUCGCACUAUCCAUGUUUCGACGGUGUUUGGUGACAAGUGGUGUUCGGUUAGGAUUUCUUACGGGCGGCUAUCGAGUCGGUGACCUUGGGUACAUCUGGACGACAGCAUUCCGGCGCCAAGGUCUUGAUACCACGAGCCUCUGGGGUAUACUGCUCCCGGGGUUUGUUGUCUUCGCUACCAUCCUGUCAACCGCUGUCGGGCCAGCAUCUGCUGUAUUGCUUGUGCCAACUCUCGGCUGGUACAAGAUCGACAACUCGAUUGCAUUCGGAAACAUCACGCUCCCCCUGAAGUAUGCGCGGAACAGUGAAGACGUUUGGCCGCCGGACCGGCGCGAUGCACGUUCAGAAUGCAAGACGGUUAAGGGCAUAUACAUUGACUACUGCACAGCAGGAGGUUUCCCACAGAUAUCGAGCUGGCUUCUGGAUUUCGCAGCCACGGACCUGACGAACAGCCUUACAUUUCAUUCCACGUCAGCCGAUCUGCGACGACACAUUGUUUUUACCCACGUCAACGACACCGAGAGCACCAACUCAACCACGCUGUUAACCACUCCUCCACAUUUCCUUACGGGUAGCAUUGGCCUGUUCGAGAAGUUCAUCCAUAGCUACAAUGUGGGCGCGUUGUCAAGCGAGCCUCGUUACAGACUCAACACCACAAGAGCAAACCCUGAGAACUCACAGGAAGAGUCGAUACUGUAUCAGCCAUUUGUGCAGUCGACAUGCAGGGUUCAUGACAAGCAUACGUUGAUUCAAGACAAGCAGCCUGUCUUUUAUCCUGUUGAAUCCCUCAACUGCUUCCAUGAUGAUGACUGUGAAAAUUCUCAAAGGAAUUCUGUCCCAUUCGACGACAGUUGGCUGACGGACCCGGAUCUCGACGUUGACGUGUCAAUUUCCACAAGUUUCUUGAUCAACAAAGAAAAAUCGUCCAUUCUUUUCCUUAACGGACAGAUCCCAGAUGAUUCCUCGGGCGAAUCCAAGGACAUGGUCUUCCUGUGCAGCCUAAUCGGAAGCUGGGCUCCGUCGCACUUCUCUGUCGACGCCAAAGUCAGUGACGUACUGCAAUCUUCUCUUAGCCAAAACAGCACGAUGUCAGAGUUGUAUCGAAAUACUUCCACGGUUGACGUCCGCACCCUGAGGUUCUCCAGGGAUUGGUUAGACGCUCUAACCCCAAGUUGGUAUACCACCAACAAAACCAAUAUUACGGCGCUGCAACAGCUUGUUCAAACUUUCUCCUCCACGGAGAGGCAUAACGGGACUACCAUGCCUGUCUCAGCACCUUUCAGCCCCGACAAUAAGACCGGGGCAGAAAUGUUUCUGAGCAAGGUAUUCGGCGUUUAUCUCACCGAGGGUCUUGCUCAAAGCACCACUAAACACCAGAAGACGCGUGUAGUUCUGAACAGUAGCAGCGACGAGUUUGCGUAUAUCAACCUCAACGAGCAGCACGGCUUUCGUCGCGGAGAACACAGGGUGACCCCCUUGAGUUCAACUCGUCGUCUCGACAGAUGGCGGGGCAAAGACAGACGUCUCAAGGGAACCUUCAAUGAGUUUAAGGCAGAUUUCCGGAAAGAUCUGCCCAUAUACAUCGUCGCUGAGCGCCACGGGUAUGGAUCUGGCCAACAACGUCGCACGUUGCACUGGGCCCAAGCUACGAUGGGCAUCUACCUCGGCACCGUGGCCAUCUAUGCAUUGGGGGUGGGUGCCAUGAGUGUCCUCGAGUUCUUCGAAUACGAGCCAGGAGGGGUGCGGGUUCGCGUUUUAAGCAUCGUACCAUGGUCGGACCUCCAAGACCUGAUGAUACUCGCGCUGAAAACGCCAGUCCCCAGCGACGAGGAUUUGGCGGAUGCUGGAGCGGGUGUUACCUCGAGCCGAGUUUGGAAGAAGACUGUUCGGGCUGGAGCAGACGACGAGCGCAAUGCGCAAUUGGUGCUUGGAGAGACAGAAACCACGAGAAGAUUAGACUUGGAUGGUCGAGAGCGGUAUUAUUAGAGUCAAACAAGCCGUUGUAUUUUCAUUGUACCCUGGAAAUUUACAGAUG
Molecule: messenger RNA, 2841 nt
Organism: Colletotrichum navitas
Lineage: Eukaryota; Fungi; Ascomycota; Sordariomycetes; Glomerellales; Glomerellaceae
Exons: 1
Coding region: 177-2792 (871 amino acids)
Source: RefSeq, a predicted model, not a curated record